Messenger RNA from Mugil cephalus (flathead mullet), 3291 nucleotides. It is a transcript of the gene sec23b, whose product is annotated as SEC23 homolog B, coat complex II component. The transcript has 19 exons. The record is from RefSeq and is a predicted model, not a curated record. Gene Ontology annotation, cellular component: COPII vesicle coat; endoplasmic reticulum exit site. Gene Ontology annotation, molecular function: GTPase activator activity; zinc ion binding. The coding region runs from base 173 to 2476 and encodes 767 amino acids. NCBI's taxonomy places the organism in Eukaryota, Metazoa, Chordata, Actinopteri, Mugiliformes, Mugilidae. Gene Ontology annotation, biological process: COPII-coated vesicle cargo loading; COPII-coated vesicle budding; endoplasmic reticulum to Golgi vesicle-mediated transport.
AUCCUAGAAAAGUGCAGAAGCCGGCUGAUAGGGAGUAAUCCCCUCGCUGUCGUCCUUCUGUCCUCCUCUACGUCCGUCUGUUUUUACCUACAAAUGCUAUAGUUACUUUAAAACAGAACGUAGUCCUUAGCUCUUCUAUACACCGGGGGCCAAUCUGAUAUAAAAGGAAGCGAUGGCAACCUACCAGGAGUUCAUACAACAGAACGAGGACAGGGAUGGGGUGAGAUUCAGCUGGAACCUGUGGCCCUCGAGCCGCCUGGAAGCCACCAGGCUUGUGGUCCCUGUCUCAUGCCUCUUCACACCACUCAAAGAAAGACCCAACCUUCCACCGGUCCAGUAUGAGCCAGUUAUGUGCAGCCGGGCUAACUGCAAGGCAGUGCUUAACCCCUUAUGUCAAGUCGAUUUCAGAGCGAAAAUUUGGGCAUGCAACUUCUGCUUCCAGAGGAACCCGUUCCCUCCCUCUUAUGCAGGCAUCUCUGAAGUAAACCAGCCAGCUGAACUCAUGCCACAGUUUUCUACCAUUGAGUACAUAGUACAGCGUGCACCCACGGCCCCUCUGAUCUUCCUGUAUGUGGUGGACACAUGUUUGGAAGAAGAGGACCUCCAAGCCCUGAAGGAGUCCCUCCAGAUGUCCCUCAGUCUGCUGCCACCCAACGCUCUGGUGGGCCUCAUCACAUUUGGACGCAUGGUCCAGGUCCAUGAGCUCAGCUGUGAGGGGAUCGCCAAGAGCUACGUGUUCAGGGGCACCAAGGACCUCACCUCCAAACAGAUCCAGGAGAUGCUCGGAUUAACAAAGCCGGCGGCAGGAGCAGGGCAGCAAGGUCGCCCUAUGGCCCCUCAAGAUGCUGCAGCUUCUUGCAGGUUCCUUCAGCCCGUGCACCGAGUUGAUAUGAACCUGACAGACCUGCUUGGAGAGCUUCAGAGAGACCCAUGGCCUGUCCCUCAGGGCAAGCGGCCGCUCCGCUCCACUGGUGUCGCGCUGUCUGUUGCUGUCGGUCUUCUAGAGGGCACCUUCCCCAACACAGGAGCUCGUGUGAUGCUUUUCAUCGGAGGGCCGCCUACCCAGGGCCCAGGCAUGGUUGUGGGAGAUGAGUUGAAAACCCCCAUUCGCUCCUGGCAUGACAUCCAGAAGGACAACGCCCGCCAUUUAAAGAAAGCCACCAAGUACUACGAGGCCUUGGCCAACCGUUCAGCAGUAAAUGGCCACUGCAUUGACAUCUACGCCUGUGCCCUCGACCAGACAGGACUGCUGGAGAUGAAGUGCUUAUCUAAUCUCACUGGGGGUCACAUAGUGAUGGGAGACUCCUUUAACACCUCCUUGUUCAAGCAAACCUUCCAAAGAGUCUUUAACAAAGACUACAACGGAGACUUCCGCAUGGCCUUUGGAGGUGUCCUGGAAGUGAAGACAACAAGGGAGCUGAAAGUCUGUGGCUCCAUUGGGCCCUGUGUUUCACUCAACUCCAAGGGUUCCUGUGUGUCAGAGAAUGAGAUGGGUGUCGGAGGCACAAACCAGUGGAAAGUGUGCAGUCUCAACCCCUCCACCACUCUGGCCAUUUAUUUUGAAGUCGUUAAUCAGCACAAUGCACCAGUCCCUCAGGGCGGCCGAGGGGCCAUCCAGUUUGUAACCCAGUACCAGCACUCCAACACACAGAGGAGGAUACGGGUCACCACUGUCGCUAGGAACUGGGCAGAUGCUCAGUCCCAGAUCCAACACAUCGAGACGUCAUUCGACCAGGAAGCGGCCGCCGUGCUCAUGGCUCGCCUGGGGGUGUUCAGGGCGGAGUCGGAGGAGGGACCGGAUGUACUGCGUUGGCUUGACAGGCAGCUCAUCCGCCUGUGUCAGAAGUUUGGCCAGUUCAAUAAAGAUGAUCCUGCAUCCUUCAAACUGUCAGAGUCUCUGUCCCUGUACCCACAGUUUAUGUUCCACCUGCGGCGGUCGCCAUUCCUGCAGGUGUUCAACAACAGCCCGGAUGAAUCAUCCUACUACAGACACCACUUCGUCAGGCAGGACCUGACCCAGUCCCUGAUCAUGGUUCAACCCAUCCUCUACUCAUACUCCUUCCACGGGCCACCAGAGCCUGUGCUCCUGGACAGUAGUAGCAUCCUCCCGGAUCGAAUUCUGCUGAUGGACACUUUCUUCCAGCUGGUCAUCUACCACGGAGAGACCAUAGCCCAGUGGCGAAAGGCAGGCUACCAGGAGAUGCCAGAGUAUGAGAACUUCAAACAGCUGCUGCACGCUCCUCUGGACGACGCCCAAGAGAUCCUCCAGACGCGCUUCCCCAUGCCACGCUACAUCGACACGGAGCACGGAGGCUCCCAGGCUCGCUUCCUGCUCUCCAAGGUCAACCCGUCCCAGACCCACAACAACCUCUAUGCUUGGGGACAGGAGACAGGAGCCCCGAUCCUUACAGAUGAUGUCAGCCUGCAGGUCUUCAUGGAUCAUUUGAAGAAACUGGCCGUCUCCAGCUCUGCAUAGACCUCUUUAUUCCACCACAAAGGAGAAAGGAAUGAUUCUUGUUCUGCUACUGGGAUCCAUUAACAUUUCCUGUUUUUGUAAAGAAGAAGAACCCAGAUACUCGACCGUAUGUUUGCCUGAUUCUACUGUGCUCUGUCAUAAGAUUUGAUCACUAUGAUAUUUCCAUGAGACAAAAAAGGGAGAGGUAACACACCGUGUCUACUCGUUAUCACUGAAUAACUUAUUUACAUGAAAUCUCUAGAACCAGACUAUCCUCAUGUAAGCAAUAUCCAGCUCCUUUUCUAUUUUAUAUAAGCCUGACAUGUGGAAUGAAUAGACUAAUAUUCUGAAUUGUUUCCAUUUUGUUUGUUUGUCCUAAAAUGUAUAUCUACAUCUUCAGUCAGUUCAAGGUGCAGUUGGAUGUUUGUUCUGUCCACAACUAAAGAUGGUGUGUGAAUUUUCUCAUUAAUAAAUUCUAAUGGUACCUCUAAUACUUGUUCACAUGGCUUAUCGGUCUUGACGCUGGUGACAUUUAUAGUUAUGGUCCUACCUGAAAUGUAAAUUCCCUCCCUAAAUAUUGAAGAACUAUGUUCUGAGGUAUGGAAGUCAAUAACCUCAGCUCAACUGAGGUUGACUCUUUCAAUGACGAACAUUUAGCUUAAUAAUCUUCACCUUUAUAAAAGCACUCUACAGAUCAGUUCGCUCAUCCAGCCUUAUUCACCAUUCGGUGUGUUGCAUCCAACGACUGCCCAAGUGUCUUUGUAAUCAAACGUUAUUGUUCACGGAUCUUGUCUGGAUUCUUCAUGCUACUGAUAUAAAGGCCUCAGCAUGGAACU